Molecule: messenger RNA, 471 nt
Organism: Penicillium chermesinum
Lineage: Eukaryota; Fungi; Ascomycota; Eurotiomycetes; Eurotiales; Aspergillaceae
Exons: 1
Coding region: 1-471 (156 amino acids)
Source: RefSeq, a predicted model, not a curated record
AUGCCACCCAAAUAUCCUCGGUUUUAUGCCUCGCCCUUAGACGACGGCGCGCCCACCCCUGUGCAAAUGUACGGCUUUGAACAGCGCGAACCCUCGAUCAUAGAGAAGCCCAAGCUCUUCCACCGCGUCUCGCACGCCCUCGGCGACAUCAAGGAAGACAUGUCCUUCAACCUCGCGGAUCCCGAGAGCGCCGCCGCCAAACUCCGCCGCCGCUCGACCCUGAUAUUCGACGGGCUCAAUCGGCCCUCCACUGCUAGCGCGCCUCCGCGCUCGUCCCGCGCCAUGUCCAUCAUCUCCAUCGACUCCUGGGCCGGGCCCCAGCGUGGCCUGAGCCGCCGCCUUUCUCGACGCCUGUCGAUCUUCGGCCGCUCCAAGGGCAACCAGCCUCAGACCCAAAGCAUCUCGACGCCCAAUCUGAUCAGCUCGUCGAACCAUAUGGAAGAGGAGCGCACGCAGCCCAAUUUCAUCUAA